Cololabis saira (Pacific saury) is the source of this 2822-nucleotide messenger RNA. It is a transcript of the gene mdfic, whose product is annotated as MyoD family inhibitor domain containing. NCBI's taxonomy places the organism in Eukaryota, Metazoa, Chordata, Actinopteri, Beloniformes, Belonidae. The record is from RefSeq and is a predicted model, not a curated record. The coding region runs from base 308 to 1087 and encodes 259 amino acids. The transcript has 5 exons.
UCGAAGCGAGCUGACACCUCUGGAAGCAGCCGAACAUCUGGACCGAACCGGGACACAACUUUCUGCCAGCCCCAAACUCCACCAAACAACUUUAGGAGCCGGACUUUUCCCUCUGUUACACACUUUCUGCCGUCGUCCCAGCGUGCGGAGGAACAGACGCAAGAUGGGAAGAAGGCAGAUUUGAAACCAGGGAGUUGUCAUGUUUGAAAGCACCGACGGCUGAGGAAAGGGAGGAACAACUUCUUCUGCCGUUUCUUUCUUUCUUUUGUUUUUUUUUGGGUCAUAAUCCCAAGAAGAGGACUGUCUCAUGUCCAAGGAGAGCGUGCUUGCUCCAGAGGGGCCCCUGCUGCCACCCUCGCCUCAUGAUGCUCGUGACAGUGAAUCGACGGGGAGGACGCCGUUUCCCAGGAAACCCCCCGCCGAAGGACAAAGUCACGUUGCUGUUAGAACUCAACCUCAGCCCGAGUCUGAUCUUAAUCCUACGCCCUCUGAGGCUGCCGAGGGCGACGCUGCCAAGGACCAAAAUGGCUUACUCCACAGCAGCGCCGGCACACCCACGCUGAGCAACAGCAACGGAAUCCACUCCGGUGUCGGCGGGCCCCAGGCCGCGCUCACGUGCUCCUGCGGUGCCAGCAUCAGCAGGAGCGCCUCAGGCCCUGGAACCAGCGCCACAGCGACCACGCCGAUGACGGCGCAGCCCAGGAGGCAGCCGUCCACGCACACCGUGUCGCACAGGAUGCAGAGGAAACUGAGGUCCAGCUUGUCGGUCAACAGUGACAGCAGUCGACGCAGCAAAGGCAGUUCCACGGGCUCACAGAAACCUCCUUUGCCUGAGGACUGCUGCGUCCACUGCAUCCUGGCCUGCCUUUUCUGCGAAUUCCUGACGCUUUGCAACAUGGUGGUGGCCCAGGCCUCGUGCGGCGCGUGCACGUCGGAGGCCUGCUGCUGCUGCUGCUGCACCGAGGACAUGGGCGACGACUGCAACUGCCCCUGUGACAUGGACUGCGGCAUCAUGGAUGUCUGCUGCGAGUCCUCGGAUUGCCUGGAAAUCUGCAUGGAGUGCUGCGGCAUCUGCUUCCCCACAUAGGGGAGGGCCUUCGAUGGCGCAGACGCCAGACGAAAACACGAAUGGACGCUGCUGCUGUCGUCACUCUGAGUCCAGCAGGAGGGAGGGGAAGUGUCCGGGUGCGGGAGGGACGGGGGUAACCGGCGAGAGAUGGGUUUUGACACUGGGCUUCUCCAUCAAAACCAGCUCAACGCAGGCUAGAAGUAAUUCCAGAUUUUUCCAAACAUGUAGCUUCAAUUUCAAAUGUGUUGUAAGUGUUUUAGCCAUUACAAAACUAUUAUCCCAGGUAGCAUUCCAAUUUUUAGUGUCAGGAAUGACGUCUCUCUAGUGAUUUUGGACCAACAGUUUGCAUAGAUUGUCUCGAUUGUCUCCAAAAAACAUUUACUCAGACUUUCCUCUUUGAAUACAUGUUGCAGUCUUAGUACAGUACAACACUGUAAAACGGUCAUACGAUGGUUAAUGCAUUCCUAUUUACAUACUGUAGUUUUGCAGCACAAACUUCCACUGAGGUUUAUCUACUGUAGCACUGUAGAACAGUUGAAACUGGUGAAAUUUCACAGGUGAUUCAGGAUACCGUCUAGCACUUCACAUGAGGGUGUUUAUAGGGGCAAAGUGUGUUUACACUUUUUUUUUUCUUUAACCUUGUUUUUAAAAAGAAAAACAAUCUACAAUUACAGGAAAGAACUGCACAGAAUUUCUGAUGAGCUGCAAAGUUUUGCAAAGAGCUGGAAUGUUUUUCAAGUCCUUAUUUUUCUUACGAAUCUCAUCUCACCUCCUUUGAUCGUCUAGAAAUAAGUAACUGGAAAUGUAAGUUUUUUCCCCCCCCCCACUGCAAUAGGCUCUCAGUGGCUGCGUAAAGAUAAUGCCACGUGUACGGCUUAUGUGUUUUCUGUCAGUCGCCCUUUAACGCCAGCCAUCAGUGAAUUGGCUUUGUCAGCGGCGCAUGGUACAAGUCAUUUUCCACGAUCCUAUUUCAGAUGUGUACUGAUCACGUCUGACUUGUUGAACUGCACUCUAUUCAUCAGGGCCACGAGGAGGAAUUAAAAAACGGUGACCCCAGUUGCCCCAUAAGCAGCUUUUGGGUAUCCAGUGACUCAGAGUAUAAAAAAAGGAAUCAUGAAGUGUCAUGCUGAAAUGGCAAACUAAAGCAGGGUAAAAAAAAGCAGUUUUCUUCUGCAUUUUUUUUUUCUUUCCGUUCCUUAAUUCUGUGUAUCCCAAGAUGAGUUUAUGGUGAAUCAUGAGCGGAGUCAUUUUCUUGUCUUGCAGAUCCGCUUUGAUGUUGUUUAAGUGAUGAUACUUAACGCUGGCCCUCAUUAGCACUGCUUACUAAAUGGUAACAAAAACUGUCCCGUCUAGCGGCAUCAAAGAUAAUGUGCUGUCAUGUGCAGCUCUUCUUAAUAGCGCACUGUUAUGUGUCUAAGAGGGUUGGAGAGACUCUUUUUAGCAGAUAAUGUGCAGAAAGUAAACCUCAUUUUCAUGUUUUUGAUUAGCUCAAACCACAAGUUAGUUGCGGGCUAAAGAGUUUCAAAGAAACACUAUAUAGAUAAUGUGAAGAAUUAAUCUAAUAGAAGAAAUAUAGUAUAUAGUGGCUGACUUCUUGUACUCUACUGUUAUGUUUUGUGUCUUACACUUGAUCCUUUUCAUCUUGAUGCACCAUUGCUUACCUGGAGUCCACAGCUCGUUUCAUUAGUUUUGCACAUUAUACAAAAUCAUGAAGAGAACUUUUUUUUUUCUAAAUAAAACAUGUCCAAAAACA